GUUACAAAUCAUCAUCCAUCGAAAGCGAAGUCUCCUACUCGAAACAAGAUACUUCCACUGUUAAAACACUUCCAGUACUCUCUCUCUCUCUCUCUCUCAAACACACACAAGAUCGAUCGACGAAGUUGGAGUCGUAAUCGCAGUCUUCUAGCUUCACUGAUAUACAUAUCCGGCGAGCACCCUCAUAGAAAUGGGCGCGUUGGCUGUUCAUAGCGGUGGUAAUGUUUGCAUGUGGCCUCACAAUUGCCAUCACCAUCGAAUUCCAAGGACUACUGGAGUAGCCGUAGCAGCGAAAAGAAAGGUCAACAAUUUCCAUACUCGGGCAGCACGCCAGGUGGUGAUUGCUGACAAACCAACAGGGUCAGCAGAUUCAAAACUGAAAGAUCUCAUUUGGCCUUCCCCGAGUGAUGAAAUCCCCUUCUGGAAGAGGGAUUUCCCUUCAUGGGAUGUGAGCUCAGAACAUCCAGUUGAUGGAGAGAAGGAUUCUGAUCCUAUGCACAUAGUUCACGUGACGGCUGAAAUGGCACCAAUAGCAAAAGUCGGUGGUCUGGGUGAUGUUGUCACUGGACUCGCCCGCGCGUGUUUAUCUCGUGGCCAUAAAGUGGAUAUCAUGCUACCUUUAUACGAGUGUAUCCAGAAGCAGCAGAUCAAUGAGCUGGCACUACUCACUACGUAUAACUCAUACCAUGAUGGAAAUUGGGUGCCAACUAAUGCAUACACUGGGUUAGUGUCAGGCAUCCCAGUUAUAUUUAUUGAACCAUCCAACCAAUUCUUCAAGGGGCAACAUGUAUAUGGAGGCUCCUAUAAUGAGCUGGAGGCGUACCUAUUCUUUAGCCGUGCUUGCCUUGAGUGGAUGCAGGUGACUGGAACACAACCUGAUAUAAUCCACAUUCACGAAUGGCAGACGACUGGUUUACCGCUGCUUUACUGGGAUAUGUACCAUUACCUCUCACUCCAGAAACCGCGAAUAGUGCUGACAAUCCACAACAUGGAACACUAUGGGGAGUGCACCCAAGAGCAACUCAGUAAGUGCGGGCUUGACGGAUCUAUAUAUGCAACUGUUGAAAAGGCUGUUGACGAUCGAACUAUUGGUCACAAUCCUGAGAGAUUGUGCUUAUUGAAAGGAGGCAUUGUAUAUAGCAAUGCAGUAGUCACAGUCUCUCCAACAUAUCUUCGGGAGACACUCUGUUCUGGAUGGCUCACAGGCACUUUGAUAAGAAAUCGUGAUAAGUACUUCGGUAUUUUAAAUGGGAUAGAUACCACGGUGUGGAACCCUGCCACAGAUGUUUUCUUGCCUGCCAAAUUUAGUGCUCAAAUAACUGAGGGCAAGGAGAUAUGCAAACUCUUUGUUCAAAGGGGGCUUGGACUGGUUUCAGAGGACAUAUCUACUUCUAGAAUUACACGCAGGGUACCCUUGGUUGUAUGCAUAACUCGAUUGGUUGCUCAAAAGGGUCUUCAUCUGAUAACUCAUGCAAUUAAGCACGUCGAGGAACUCGGGGGACAAUUGGUGGUGCUGGGAAAAGCUUCAGACGGCAGGGUUGAGAGAGAAUUUGAGGCUUUUGCAGAUAUGCAUAGUCAAGGAUCAAGCAUCCGAAUUCUGCUGAUGUACAGUGAAGAGCUGGCACACAUGCUAUAUGCUGCGGCAGACAUGGUGUUAGUUCCUUCCAUAUAUGAGCCAUGUGGACUCGCCCAGAUGAUUGGAAUGCGUUAUGGAGCGGUCCCAAUAGUUAGGAAGACUGGUGGUCUUGCUGAUACAGUUUUUGAUAUGGAUGACCAGUCACAUGCUGAGAUGGCUAAUGGGUUUGUCUUUGAAGGAAUUGAUGAAGGAUCCUUGAAUUGGGCUCUAGACCGCGCAUUUUCUCACUACAGAGAAAAACUAAAUGAAUGGAACGACGUCGUACGGAAGAUUAUGGAAAUCGAUAAUAGCUGGAAUAACACGGCUGGGAAAUAUAUUGAUGUGUACAGCUCUAUCAGAGUGCGAUCGGAUUGACCGUCUUCAGAAUACAAUUGGAUAGUGUACAUAUGCCGUGCAUACCUCCUUGAUCUUCAUGCUCCGCUAUCUGAAAUUGUAUACAUAAUUUAUUUUUGAAGUAUAGAACAUAUCACUAUGUCUUCCAAUUUUUAGAACUCUAUGGUCCACCCAUGGAAACAUCAAUAUUUUUUUGGGGGUGUUAGGCAUUUUUUGGCACAUGUUAAGCAUUUUUUGGUUAGUUAUGCAAGGGUGUAUCUUGAAAGUGUAUGGUACACAUGAUUUUGAAACAUGGUACACAAUUUUUUUUUGGUUCA
Rhododendron vialii is the source of this 2286-nucleotide messenger RNA. Its product is annotated as probable starch synthase 4, chloroplastic/amyloplastic. NCBI's taxonomy places the organism in Eukaryota, Viridiplantae, Streptophyta, Magnoliopsida, Ericales, Ericaceae. The transcript is spliced from 15 exons. Gene Ontology annotation, molecular function: alpha-1,4-glucan glucosyltransferase (UDP-glucose donor) activity. Bases 191 to 1990 code for a protein of 599 amino acids. The record is from RefSeq and is a predicted model, not a curated record.